Messenger RNA from Leptidea sinapis, 1296 nucleotides. RefSeq lists its product as uncharacterized. Gene Ontology annotation, cellular component: membrane. The transcript is spliced from 7 exons. The record is from RefSeq and is a predicted model, not a curated record. The coding region runs from base 272 to 1144 and encodes 290 amino acids. NCBI's taxonomy places the organism in Eukaryota, Metazoa, Arthropoda, Insecta, Lepidoptera, Pieridae.
GUUUCACAUCCGCAAGAGAGCGGCAAGGCAAGACGAAGUAAAGGAGGCAGUGUCGCGCGCGGACACAGUACUGAGUACUCUGCUCAUCUGCUGGCGAUGACUUGUUUCGAAUAAAGUUUUUAUAAUUUGUGAGAGUGCUCCCGUGAAUCCCGUACGAUAAGUGUUUUGUAAAAAUGCUGUAUAGGUGAACUAUUUGCAGAAAGAAUUGUGUUGUGAUAGUGUCUACCAACCUCCUUUUCUUUUAUCUUGUAUUCUCUUGAAGGUUGUAAAAAUGCCUUGCUCUGCAGUAACUUUGUCUAUAGCGACUAUUACAGCAAUCGUGGCCGCUGCUUUAAUGGCAAUAGCGUUUUCGACAGAUAACUGGUUGUAUAUUGAAGUACGACGUAACAACAUACAGACAUACGUGACGGAGAACACCGAUAUCAACUCUCAAGCCAUUCUCGAGAGCCUGAACACCAAGUACUUCUUCUACACGAGGACGCGGGGCUUGUUCCGCAUCUGCUACCCCAAGGAACGACCACCAACUGUUGAGAUUUAUCUGUCACCGGUGGAAACUCACUGCAGCAAUGUCGACUAUUUCAUCCCAGACGAGAACAACGAGACCAAGGGCCUUUCCGAUGAUGCUAUGAACAGGCUACAUAUGGCGCGUUCCACCGUCGCCCUAUUCAUCGUGGCUUUCCUGUCUCUCUUCAUCGCCUUCUGGACUGGAGUGGUCGGCUGCUGGAAGCGAAGCCCUGGCAACAUCACCGCUACUGCGAUCCUAAUGCUUGUUACAUGUUUAUUGGCUGCCGGUGCGAUGGCGUUAUGGCAUGGUGUGGAGUUCUACGAAAAAGAGAAAGUUGUCGGCGAAGAAUUUUACCAGCAGUGGCCUAACGUAUUAAAAGACAACUCAUCGAUUUGGUACGAUUGGUCGUACAUACUAGCCUGGUUGUCAGUCGGAGUUGCGUUUGGAAGCUCUGUUAUAUUCUUCUCAGCUGCCAUUUGUUUGAGCAAAGAGAAGCGGCGUGAGCAACAAAAUAACGUGCAGUACAUAAUGCCAGUGUAUCCCCAGAAGCAACAAUACGCUUACGCAGGCUAUCCCCCACCCCAGGCGUACCCCGGACCGUACUACCACGGCUCCCAGUACGGGCCCUACAACUACUGAGCAAGCGACCAGAUGAGGGACGUAGCGGCGGCUCACUUCGCCAACCCCCCUGCCCCGCAGGCCCCCGCCAGGAACCCCCUGAAACACCAACCAUCCACAUCCUCUAUGGACACGUUCAACUCACACUCCCGAGUCAAACGACCCAAACUCGG